Acanthaster planci (crown-of-thorns starfish) is the source of this 2222-nucleotide messenger RNA. RefSeq names its product QRFP-like peptide receptor. NCBI's taxonomy places the organism in Eukaryota, Metazoa, Echinodermata, Asteroidea, Valvatida, Acanthasteridae. Gene Ontology annotation, biological process: G protein-coupled receptor signaling pathway. Gene Ontology annotation, molecular function: G protein-coupled receptor activity. The record is from RefSeq and is a predicted model, not a curated record. Gene Ontology annotation, cellular component: membrane.
UUUUGUGCGUGCAUUGGGGCUGAGGUAAAACAGCAACACGGAUUUGUUCCGUAGCUGCAUGUACUUGUCUUAAAUGUGCACUUUAAACUUUGGACAACAAAUCAGCAAUUACGAUAAUGUAGAAAAGCACAAACUGGACUCAGUGUUACAACGACGCUAAUAAAACUAUUUAUAAUCUUGAUAUUGCUUGUAUAAACCACCCAAAACUGAGUUAAGCAGAGAGUGCACAUACCACGUGUGUGGUCUCCAGUUGGACUUUUUCAAACGACACUGUUUUAAUUCGGGUAAAAGGAACGACAAGUAUGCACAUAAUGCCAGCAACGUCUGAAAAUAACUGUGAAUCGGCAUGGUUAAAAUGCUACACAUUAACAAUAAUUACCCAUUUUUUAAUACAGUCAAACUAAGGGAAAUUAUCUCGCCAUCUAGCCUACAGUCAAGUGCACGGACACAGUGGAUCUGCAUGCGGUAUAUGCCCUGAACACACUACAGGACAGCCAUAGAGAAAGGAAGACAACCAACUUUUGGCAAGAUGAACUGCAACUCCUUUUACUUCGAUUCUUCAAAGAACGAAAUCUGUCUGGAUAACUGUGGAGGAAUGGAAAGCGCCUCUGACAUUGUAAAAAGCACUGUCGUAGGAACGAUGGCUCUGUUAAUCAUUGUGGGUAACAUCUUUUGUGUUGUGGUACUGUGGAAAACCAAGGAAAUCCAUUUUAUCUCUCGACUGUUUAUGGCAUCUCUCACCGCAACCGACUUGACUUUUGGUUUCUUAGUUGUUCUUCCAGUCGCGUUUUCGUCAGCAUAUAACAAGUGGCCUGUUAACCACGACUUCAUGUGUCAAUUUCAUGAAGCGGCAACAUCUAUUCUAGGGGGUGCCUUAACUAUGAGUUUACUGGGUAUAAGUAUUGACCGCUGGAUUGCGGUCAGUAAACCACUCCGAUAUUCAACAAUUGUGACUCAAAAGAGGGCUCUCAUACUCAUCACAGUUUUAUGGAUUUUACCGCUGUUAUUUCGACUCAUUAGCACGCCGGCUAUUGGUGCCUAUAAGUUGCAGUUCCAAUCAGAUAGUGACAUGUGUUGGAUGUGUACUAGACAGACAGGCCACACCGUAUACACGGCAGGCGUGGGCCUUUUCAUGUUAACCCCAUUUGUAACGACACUCUUUAUAUACGCCCGACUUCUACGGAUAGCUCGCCGACUCGCUCGGCGUAUACAACCUAACAGCGUGCCCCGCAAUAUGGAUGGCGAAGUGUUCAGCGCUCAUGCAAAAUCGGCAAUAACAUUCCUGUUAAUUACUGCUACAUUCGGCAUUUGCUGGAUGCCUUUCACCGGAGUCUGGUUAUAUCGGGAAAUCACAGGAGAAAAUACCCACAAGUACAUCGUUAUAUUUGCUGAAAUGACUGCGUUUUCUAGCAGUUGGCUAGACUGUUUAGUGUAUUACUAUCGAAGUAGAGCAUUCAAGCAAACGGCGCGAACAAUGAUCCGUAAACUUUGUUGCAAGUUACGUCGGCAGAACACGGAGCAGCUUUCAACUAUAAGAACUAUUAAUGUACGGGAAGCAAAUGAGCUUGAGUGUUCAACAACCUCAGACUGGAAAUAGACUAGUUUCACCAUACUGAAUGCGGCAAGAAAUAUAGUUAAUUCUUCAAAAUCUAGAGUAAUGAUAUACAAAAAUGAAACAGCAUUGCCAUGCUUUUACUAUACCGACAAGCUACAUGUACAGCUUGUCUGUAUGGUAAAUGCAUUUUUAUCAGAUUAAGGAUUUCACAUCUGUUACUCUUUCAGAAAUUGCCCUUUUGUAAAUACCUUUGUUUAUUCUUCUUAAAAGAACAUUUUUUUCUCUUGUAUAUACAAGAUUUAUUUUCAGAUUAAGGAUUUCACAUCUGUUACUUUCUCAGAAAUUGCCAUUUUGUGAACACCUUUGUUUAUUCUUCUUAAAAGAACAUUUUUUCUCUUGUAUAUACAAGAUUUAUUAGAUUAAAUUUCACAUCUAUUACUCUCUCACUGAAAUUGCCCUUUUGUAAAUACGUUUGUAUAUUCUUCUUAAAUAACAUUUUUUUAUACAAGAACAAAAAUGUUAUUUAAGAAGAAUAGACAGAGGUAUACAAUAGGGCAAUUUCUGAGAGAGCAAUAGACGUGAAAUCCUUAAUCUGAUAAAACUGUCCGAAUAAACUGUCGGUGAAAAACUGAGUAUUUCGGUUACAAAAAGACAAUUUAAGAUAAUA